Knipowitschia caucasica is the source of this 1833-nucleotide messenger RNA. The record is from the annotation of a GenBank genome assembly. Lineage: Eukaryota; Metazoa; Chordata; Actinopteri; Gobiiformes; Gobiidae.
AUGGGAUCGUAUUUAAACGCCUACACUCUCACUUUUCGGUUUGUGACUGAUGAACUGAAAGCAACGAGCCGCAGGAGACUGGCUCUGAUUCUCGAUAAACACCUCUUCAUCAUCCUCCUCGUCUUCCUCAGGUGUGUGCUGGUGCCCCUGCUGAGCGUGAAGCCCCCGCAGCAGGCCCUCUUCCUGCUGGUGGACUCCAUAGACGAGGGCUGUCAGCUGGGGGAGGGGGAGCAGAGGACCACCCCCGGAUCCCCCAGGACCAUCGCCGAGCUGCUGGCCGCUCACCACGACUUCCUGCCGCCGUGGCUCCUGCUCAUCUGCUCGGCGCGCCGCCAAAACAAGGCCAUCACCAAACUCUUCACAGGUUUCCGGAAAAUCAGUCUGGACGAUCUGCGCAAGGCCUACAUCGUCAAAGAUGUCCAGCAGUACAUCCUCCACCGGCUAGACCAAGAGGAGGCCCUGAGGCAGCAUCUCACCAAGGAGACGGCCGAAAUGCUCAACCAGCUCCACAUCAAAAGCAGUGGCUGUUUCCUCUACUUGGAACGAGUCUUGGAUGGAGUGGUGGACAACUUUAUCAUGCUGCGGGAAAUUCGUGACAUCCCUGGCACACUCAACGGCCUGCAAGGCCACACUAAAGUGGUCAACUGCCUAAUAGGCUGUGAGGCCAACAUAAACCACACAGAUCACGAUGGAUGGACGGCCCUGCGGUCUGCAGCUUGGGGAGGGCAUUCUGAAGUUGUAUCCGCUCUUCUAUACGCUGGUGCGAAGGUGAACUGUGCCGAUGCCGAUGGAAGAACUGCUUUGAGGGCAGCUGCAUGGGGUGGUCAUGAAGACAUCGUGUUGAACCUCCUCCAGCACGGCGCGGAGGUCAACAAGGCGGACAAUGAAGGAAGAACAGCUCUCAUUGCGGCAGCGUACAUGGGACACAGGGAGAUAGUGGAGCAUCUCCUGGACCAUGGCGCUGAAGUGAACCAUGAAGAUGUGGAUGGAAGGACUGCACUUUCAGUGGCUGCACUCUGCAUACCCGCAAGUAAAGGCCACGCCUCGGUAGUAAGCCUACUGAUUGAAAGAGGAGCAGAGGUUGACCACUGUGACAAAGACUGCAUGACCCCUCUGCUGGUGGCUGGCUAUGAAGGACACGUGGAUGUAGUGGAUUUGCUUUUAGAAGGAGGCGCUGACGUGGAUCACACGGACAAUAAUGGCCGUACCCCUCUCCUCGCGGCUGCGUCUAUGGGCCAUGCGUCCGUUGUCAACGCAUUACUGUUUUGGGGUGCAGCUGUCGACAGUAUUGACAGUGAGGGAAGGACAGUCUUGAGUAUUGCCUCUGCUCAGGGAAAUGUGGAAGUAGUGCGGACUCUGCUGGACAGAGGUCUGGAUGAGAAUCACAGAGAUGACGCAGGCUGGACACCACUGCACAUGGCUGCUUUCGAAGGCCACAGACAAGUGUGCGAUGCCCUCAUUGAGCAAGGCGCUCGUGGCACUGAAGUUGAUAAUGAUGGAAACUCCUUUAUAGCUGUUUCAGAUGUCAUGGAUGCACUCAUUGUGCCGACAUCAGAGGGAAUGGCCUUAGAGGUGUCCAAACUCAGACCCACCCCUUUUUGGGAGGCUGAGAGGGUGGGAGACUGGGAGAACCACAUCUUCAUUACACGCGGAGGAUGGGAGCAGGACGUCCCAGUGAAGGCGUCUGCCAGUGGACACAUCUGGUUCCUCUCCUCCCGUGCCCUUGUUUUGGAUACAGCGCUAACAAGCUCCACGCAGCACCAGCGGAAGAAGACCCCACCGGCUAACAGCGGCCACAAUGCGAACAGCAAGAGCUCACCUCAAACCGUGUAG